Messenger RNA from Arachis ipaensis, 910 nucleotides. RefSeq names its product NDR1/HIN1-like protein 10. Gene Ontology annotation, cellular component: plasmodesma; plasma membrane. The record is from RefSeq and is a predicted model, not a curated record. NCBI's taxonomy places the organism in Eukaryota, Viridiplantae, Streptophyta, Magnoliopsida, Fabales, Fabaceae. Gene Ontology annotation, biological process: defense response to other organism.
UAGAAAAAUCUCAAGAAAUUACACACCAUAUUAAACAUAUAUAAUCAUAAGCUAAGGAGGUACCCUCUACAAAUAUAUAUCCACUAAAAUGUUACACCACAUUCAUCAUUAAUUAUCAAUCAUUGUUAUUAGCUAUCACAAAUCACCAUCAUCUAUCAACAUGUGUUUGAGAUCAUUCAGGUGCAGUUUUUGCUGCAUCUUCGUCACACUCUACACCUUAUUCCUGUGCUUCAUUCUAUCUAUAUUCCUAUUUUGGAUAAUCAUAUCUCCAUCAAGUGUCAAAUUCCAAGUAACCAAUGCUUCCCUCACUCAAUUCAAUCUCACCAACAACAACACCACAUUGAACUACAAAUUCAAAGUCAACAUCACAGCAAGAAACCCUAACAACAACGUGGUGGUGUACUAUAGGAGGAUCACCGCAUACGCGUGGUACAAAGACAGGAAUUUCGCUGCCGUCAACUUGGCGCCAUUUGAUCAAGGUCACAAGAACACGACCCUCCUUCAAGAAGCCGUGUUCGAAGGACAAAACUCGAUUCGACUCGGCUCAAAGCAAAUCGCUGAGUACAACAUGGAGAGGAGUGUGGGCAUUUUCAAUGACUUGGCCGUCGAUUUGGAUGUUAGAAUAAGGGCUAAGUUUGGGAGGUUCAAGAGCAGCCGAUUCAAUCCACCGGUUGUUCAGUGUCGCCGGCUCAGGGUUCCUUUGAUUUCGAAUGGUAAACCGCCGGCAGCAACUUUUAGUGUUACAAGGUGCAGAAGUAGUAAUUUCUUUCAAGAUCGUGAUGCCGAAGCCGGAUAACCCCCUUAGAAAUAUAAAUAUAAGUCUUGAGUAUUUGAAUUUGCAAUUAUAUAUAUAUAGCAUAAACAAAUAUAAGUAUAUACUUAUAAUACCAACAGAAAUUCUUUUCUUACA